Molecule: messenger RNA, 678 nt
Organism: Pelobates cultripes (western spadefoot toad)
Lineage: Eukaryota; Metazoa; Chordata; Amphibia; Anura; Pelobatidae
Source: the annotation of a GenBank genome assembly
AUGUCAAGUCCUACUAGAAUCUUAAAUUACCAUCUGUGUGGAGCGCAUUCACUUCCAUAUCCUAGCUGCAACCGUGUGGCACCGGACACCAUAAGGAGCAUCUUAAACUACCAUCCAUGUGGAGCGCAUCCACUUCCAUAUCCUAGCUGCAACCAUGUGGCACCGGACACCAUAAGGAGCAUCUUAAACUACCAUCCGUGUGGAGCGCAUCCACUUCCAUAUCCUAGCUGUAACCGUGUGGCACCGGACACCAUAAGGAGCAUCUUAAACUACCAUCCGUGUGGAGCGCAUCCACUUCCAUAUCCUAGCUGUAACCGUGUGGCACCGGACACCAUAAGGAGCAUCUUAAACUACCAUCCGUGUGGAGCGCAUCCACUUCCAUAUCCUAGCUGCAACCGUGUGGCACCUGACACCAUAAGGAGCAUCUUAAACUACCAUCCAUGUGGAGCGCAUCCACUUCCAUAUCCUAGCUGUAACCGUGUGGCACCGGACACCAUAAGGAGCAUCUUAAACUACCAUCCAUGUGGAGCGCAUCCACUUCCAUAUCCUAGCUGCAACCGUGUGGCACCGGACACCAUAAGGAGCAUCUUAAACUACCAUCCAUGUGGAGCGCAUCCACUUCCAUAUCCUAGCUGCAACCGUGUGGCACCGGACACCAUAAGGAGCAACUUAAACUAA